AUGUCCAAGAAGCGCAGCGCGAACCGCGAGCGGGGCAUCCCCGGUCGGGCGCCGGCCGAGCGCGAGCGCCGCCUCAUCCGCCACAAGGAGAAGGAGCUGCGCGCGGUCAUUCUUCGCCUGCGCGCUCUGGACCGCGGAGACGCCGCCGCCGCGGAAGAGCGCGACGCCUGCUUCCGCGAAGUGCGCCGGCUCGCAGUAGCAUCGAAAGGCCUGGUUUCAGAAGAGUUCCGCAGAGACCUGUGGCCCUUCCUGCUGGGUGUCAAUGCGGCAGCGCUGAACGGCUCCUCGAACACCGGGAACCAGUCCCAUCAGGCUCAUCGGGACGCUGCGCAGGUGGAGAAGGACGUGGAGCGAUCCUUGUGGCACUAUGACGUGCUGCAAGGGCUUAAAGAGAGCGAGCGCCGCGUCAAGCGCCGGGCGCUCACGCACAUUAUUCUGGGGGUGCUGGGCGCCAAUGACGAGCUCUUUUACUUCCAGGGGUAUCACGAUAUCGUUUCGGUGUUCCUCUUGACACUGGGCAACUCGAAGGGAACGCUGCAAGCGGUGCGAACUGUGAGCGAGACGUACCAGCGUGAACCGAUGCGGUCGGGAUUCGAGCAAGUCAUGGCGACGACCAGGUUAUUGUUUCCGCUGCUGGAUGCGGCUGACGAGCUGCUUUACCAGCAUCUGCACGAGUCGGGGGUUGAACCGUAUUUCGCUCUGCCGUGGAUGAUCACGUGGUUUGCGCAUCAAUUGAGGCGAUUCCAGGAUGUUGCGCGGCUGUACGACGUGUUUCUUGUCUCCCAUCCGCUCUUCAGCUUAUAUGUAUCCGCUGCUGUAGGUGGUCAUCCCUCGUCUCCGAAUUGGUUUGACAGUUCUGCAAACAAAUUUGCAUCUGACGGAUUGCAAAUGACCGAUAUGCAGGUUCUACUUGAGGCAAAGGACAAGAUUCUUCGCUGCGAACGUGACUUCGGCACGAUGCACGGGUUGCUCUCGAGCCUGCCCCUCGCCAUGGAUGUUGAAAAAGUCAUCGCGCGGGCUGUUGUACUUUUUCACCAACUGCCGCCGCCACAGCUUCUUCAGCGGGCUCAACUUGAAUCAGCCUCAAAAGCCAACACGUAUUUUCAGUUCCCUUUCGGGCACCAGCCGUGGCCCAGCGCGACCGCUCCAAUGCUAAAAGAGGUUCCGCCGCUGCCUCCUCGACAAGAAAGUAUUAACCACCGUGCCAUCAUAAUCAUGAAUAGGGAUGGCGACAAAUCGAGCUAUGUACUGGGUUCCUGGCAGGCUUCUUUCAUCGUCUCGGCCGUGGCGAUAGGCGUCGUAGCAGUGGCAUCUGCGUACACUUUUCGGGAUCGAAUUGGAAUGAGAGUGUAA
Molecule: messenger RNA, 1353 nt
Organism: Phytophthora sojae
Lineage: Eukaryota; Oomycota; Peronosporomycetes; Peronosporales; Peronosporaceae
Exons: 5
Coding region: 1-1353 (450 amino acids)
Biological process (GO): endoplasmic reticulum to Golgi vesicle-mediated transport; positive regulation of GTPase activity
Cellular component (GO): endoplasmic reticulum membrane
Molecular function (GO): GTPase activator activity
Source: RefSeq, a predicted model, not a curated record